Molecule: messenger RNA, 1854 nt
Organism: Pocillopora damicornis (cauliflower coral)
Lineage: Eukaryota; Metazoa; Cnidaria; Anthozoa; Scleractinia; Pocilloporidae
Source: RefSeq, a predicted model, not a curated record
AAGAUAAUAAACAAAAGUCUUAAUCCCUUUAUUGAAGAACUGUGCAAUAGUCAUUAGCUCGCCUAUUCCCCUGAGAAUAUUGCUAUGUCAACAAAUUAAGGAUCGAAAGUUGAUAAUUUAUUCAUAACGUUUCUAAGGCUGUCGGAUUUGUUGACUAGUGCAUUAUUAAGAGUCAAUUACUUUGUGUGUUUAAGAAGCCUGCUGACAGCAACACUGAAGUCAUCAAUAUCUAAACGAAAGCAAGCUACCAAGAUUCCCUUAAAAGUUGAAACCUUAGCAAGAGACAGAUCUGCCCAAGCUGGUCUUAAUAAAGGAUAUUUAGGAAUGAACAAUUGAAAGUUCAGUGACAGAGUGAAGAUAAUGGACCUACAUGUAUGGUUGUUGUAUUGAGUGUUCCAGACAAAAGAAGCAAACAGAAAACCUACCCACUGCCAGGUUCAAGUUUCCUUUACCAAAAUUCUCAAGACAAAUUCCACAGAGCUCAGUCAGGAAAUAAUCCCUAUCUAGUGCUAAUGCCACAUAUGUAAUUAUACAGAAAAUGAAGAAUCAAACUUUGAUACUUGUCAAAGAGCUUAAGAAAAAACCAUGAGGAACAGUUUACCAAGAUCUGAACUUGACAAAUAUACAACUGGUGGUAAAGAUCCAAACUAUAUAGUAAGAUCAUGGGCAUCCAAACUUGGUACAGUCACACAGGGGCACAAGCUCCCCAAAUACACCUAUCGCAGCAAAUGGCUUCAGACACUCAAUCAGGUGGAACUCAUGCAAAAUGUUGAAGUGCAACAGACACUUAGAAAUGUGAUGAGCAUACUGAAAGCUGGGGAUGAAAGCAUGCAAGAUUCUGAUAGUGCUUAUGAAUUUGCAGAAAAGAGGAGGAUUGAGAAAUGCCAUGAGACUGUAUGCAAGAUUAGAAGUUACAGUAAAAGGAGUGAAAAAUUGUCAAUGCCAGAAGUUGAGGGUAUAAACAAAAACGGCCCUCAAUCUAAAACUCUAUCAGAAAACAGAGCCAAAACAAGAAAGAGUCAGAGGUUAAAAGUGCAUCCCUCUCCAGACAAAGAAUUGGAUGUUGCCAAGGUCAACAGAAAGUUUGCAAAAAUUGCAAAAAUUGAAAAAGGUUAUGAGAGCUUCCCAAGAGAAAGCACACUGACGAGUGAGAAACUUUUCAUAGAUCAAGAAAAAAGCCCAGAUGAUAAAAAAGUACUGUUACCUCCAAUUCCUGAAGUAAGUCCAGAAAAUUCACUUCAAAAAAAGGGGAAGGAUUCUUGCCAUUACUCACUACCAACACUUGAUACUGAAAGUAAAUUUUGUAUUAUAAAACGUGCCAAAGAACUCCGCAAUGAGCGUGAUUUGAAAAUAAGAAACCAAAGCCUCACAACAAUGUCAUCAGAGAUACAUAGAAAAUACUCAAAAGCAAGAAAAAUAUCUCUAAAGAACUAUCGAGAUCAGAAGAUAGAAAUUUUUGGUGAUAACAGGAAACUUCUCAAUGUAGAAUCCAAAGUUGAUGUGGAAGACAAACUGACUACACUGCCUUUGUUAGACAGUAAGUCUUUCAGUGAAAUUGACUGUAAUGAUUAUCUGGAUCUAACCAAUCGCAUAGAUAGUCUCUCGCCCACACCAGCUGUUCUAGAUCAUAAAUUGUACUGGUCUUUAGCUACCAAACCUCGAGCUCGAGAUAAGUAAUGUAAACAAAAUUUGGUGUUUAAACAGUUGUUGUGCAAAAUUAAGUUACAGAAUGUACAUGUCAUCACAGGUCAUUGUAACAAAUUUUAAAUGACAUCUAAAUCUUGCAUCUGAUUUGUAUAAAAAUGUAUAGAAGCAGGAAGGGAAAAUUUUGAAUAAAGAACAGCUAUGAUUGGA